AUGCCGGUGCUCAUCGACGGUGAAAAAGGCCAGGCGAGACGCAAGCGAUUCGCCCCGAAAACGCGGACCGGGUGUGUGAACUGCAAGACCCGUCGCAUCAAGUGCGGCGAGGAGAAGCCUUCGUGUCGCCGGUGCGUCGUGUCCCGGUUGGAGUGUUCCUACAAAGUGCCCGAGACGUGGUUCUUUGAAUCAAAGCUCGACGCCACCCGCAACUUCAACUCCCGCUCCGGGAAUCCAGCUGCCAGGCCGCCACCACCUUCAACAUUGGUGGAAUUCACAAGUUUCCUGGAUGGCGAAGGUGACGCAUCGGGCGAGGAUGGACAAGACAAAUCCGCGGUGUCUGCGCGAGGGAGUCAUUCUCCAGCCGUGUCUUCGUGGGCGGGUCCCAAGUUAUACAGGUCCCAGCAUGAGUGCGACGCGUUUCAGAGCUGGGUCACCUUCCUUGUCCGAUACGUCGAGCCUCGUGCGAGGUUUCCUGGUAACGCCGAUCCCGACCCAGACAUAUACCGCCUUGUCAUUCCGCAAAUAGCAUACCAUUCUAUGGCGCUUCGAGACGCCAUGAUCGCAUGCGGCACACUUGUUCAGGCCGUGCAGCGAAAAUACGCCCAAGCAGCCUAUCAAAAGACAAUGGCCAUGGUACUUCAAUACGCCACCCGAGCCAUACGCGAGCUGGCGACCAGUACCCGACCACUUAUCGAAGUGGUGCUGACAGCAUACACGUUCUGGUCUCUGGAUCUCAUGUCCUGCAACUUCCAGAGCGCCAUGAUGCAUCUGUUGAGCGCAUUGCAGAUUGCUCGCCAAUGUCGAAAGGCGUUGGCUAGUGAUGAACUUGCCUCGCUGUUCGUUGAGGGCAUGGUGUUCAAUCUCCCAGACCCGCAGGCCGCCCCGCCGCCUGACAUAGGCAAUGACCCGCCAGAUAUCAGAAGAAUCAAAGCCGUAGUGAAACUUGAGGUCGAAUAUGACAGGGUCGCUGCGUGUACUCAGCGAGUGACAGCGAGUGAUGUGCCCAACAAGAGGGAGACCCUGGCCAUACUUGACGAAUCGAGACGUGAGGUCCAAUGGAUCCUCUCCAAGUACAACACUGCGGAGCAAUACACGCGAUGGCUCCUGCACAAGGCACAGCAGGUCGCAGACGGCUUCAGUGUGACAAUGCCCAAGCUUGAGAAUAGACCAGGAAUCUUCCAGAAGCUUGUCAGGGACGUUGAUGAGUACCUUGCGAGAUCUGCCAGUGGGGAUGCUCAGUCUCAAAUCCCGAUGGGCCUUUGGAGAAAGGACGCCUCGAGCGGGACACUCACGCUCAUGGUUCUCACUGCGGGGACAGAUCUGCCAUUGAGGCAUAUCACUAUGGACUUUUUCGAGACAGCGAGGCAGAUACGGUGGCCUGGGAGGUGCCAAUUGUGA
This is a messenger RNA of Cladophialophora immunda, 1401 nucleotides long. RefSeq lists its product as uncharacterized. NCBI's taxonomy places the organism in Eukaryota, Fungi, Ascomycota, Eurotiomycetes, Chaetothyriales, Herpotrichiellaceae. The record is from RefSeq and is a predicted model, not a curated record. Gene Ontology annotation, biological process: regulation of DNA-templated transcription. The coding region runs from base 1 to 1401 and encodes 466 amino acids. Gene Ontology annotation, molecular function: DNA-binding transcription factor activity, RNA polymerase II-specific; zinc ion binding. The transcript has a single exon.